UGUUUUCUAUUCAUAAAAGCGAAAUGGCUUACGGCUCGACCAACAAGUACGGCCAGCGGCCGCUGCUUUCGCUCUUCUCGUACUACGUCUACCUGCUCACGUUCGUCAUCGUGUGCAUUGCCAUCUACUGGUUUAUCAUCUCGCCUGGCACCCACUUUGACUUUGGCUGGUUCUUGGCAUGCACCUCGCCUUACAUGUGGGGCUCGGUCGGCAUCUCUCUCUGCAUUGCCAUGUCGGUCGUCGGCGCUGCCUGGGGCAUCUUUAUCACUGGCUCGAGCAUUGUCGGCGGUGGUGUCAAGGCUCCCCGCAUCAAGACAAAGAACCUCAUUUCGAUUAUUUUCUGCGAGGCUGUUGCCAUCUACGGUAUCAUCAUGGCCAUCGUUUUCUCAAACAACUACAAGUCCUUCACUGAGACCACCCCCGUCAACUGCCAAUCCGCCGCCGACGUCACCGAUUACAACAACCGCUAUGGCGGCUAUGCUUAUUUCGGCGCAGGCCUGACUGUUGGUCUUUCCAACCUUUUCUGCGGCAUCUGCGUCGGUCUUGUUGGCUCUGGCGCUGCUCUUGCUGAUGCUCAAAACGCUGCCCUUUUCGUCAAGAUUUUGAUUGUCGAGAUUUUCGGCUCUGCCAUCGGCCUUUUCGGCGUUAUCGUUGCAAUUAUUCAGGUCGGCAACGUCAAGAUGGGCAAUUAAGAUUCUCAAGAAUCUUGAUGUCGAUUGAUUCAAUCUUACCAGACUCUCUGUAGCAUGCUCGUCCCGUUUGGCAUGAUUUUUGUGUUUAUGUGUGUUUGUGAUUUUUCUCUAGUUACAUCUGAAAUUUUUUCUCCCC
Molecule: messenger RNA, 828 nt
Organism: Capsaspora owczarzaki ATCC 30864
Lineage: Eukaryota; Filasterea; Ministeriida; Capsasporidae
Product: ATPase
Exons: 4
Coding region: 24-692 (222 amino acids)
Biological process (GO): proton transmembrane transport
Cellular component (GO): proton-transporting V-type ATPase, V0 domain
Molecular function (GO): proton-transporting ATPase activity, rotational mechanism
Source: RefSeq, a predicted model, not a curated record